AUGGCGCUCCCCUCCAAGAUGAAGGCCCUUAAGUACGACCAACCGGAGAAAUUCAGCGUCGAAGAGGUGCCUCUACCCAAAUUGCGCGACAACGAUAUCUUGCUCAAGGUCAAAGCCUGCGGUGUCUGUGGCACCGACUUACAUAUCCAUGAGGGUGAAUUUUUGGCCAAGUUUCCGUUGAUCCCUGGUCACGAAACUGUCGGUGUUGUUGCUGCCAUUGGACCGAAGGUCAAGGGUUUCGAGAUCGGUGACCGUGUAGUUGCAGACAACUCUGAGCUCUGCGGAGAAUGCUUCUACUGCCGUCGUGGUGAAGAGCUUCUCUGUGAAGACUUCCAAGCCCAUGGUGUCACCAUGGAUGGUGGUUUUGCCGAGUAUUGUGCCUAUCCCGCAAAGAGAGUGUUCCCCAUCAAGAACCUGUCGGAUGUCGAUGCCACCCUGCUUGAGCCUGCUUCCUGCGCUGCCCAUGGAUUGGACAAGAUUGCUCCCAAAAUGGGCUCCAGUGUGCUCAUGUUUGGUGCGGGACCCACUGGUCUGGUGUUAACCCAAAUGCUUCGGCAAAACGGUGGUUGCCAUGUUGUCAUUGCGGCCCCUGAGGGAUUGAAGAUGGACCUUGCCAAAUCUCUGGACGCAGCUGAUGAGUACGUGGAGCUGUCUCGAAGAGACCCGAGCGCCCAAUUCGAGAAGAUCAAGAAGGAGAACCCAUAUGGAUUCGACAUUGUGGUCGAGGCUACCGGCAGCGUCAAGAUUCUCGAAGACUCGAUCAACUAUGUCCGAAGGGGAGGCAAGUUAGUGGUUUAUGGUGUGUACGGCAACAAGGAUCGUGUCUCGUGGUCACCGACCAAGAUCUUUGGUGACGAAAUCACCAUCCUCGGAUCUUUCAGUGAGACAUACAAAUUCCCUGCUGCUAUUGACUACCUUGACACGGGUAAGGUGAAGGUAUCGGGUAUUGUCAACAAGACAUUCAAACUGGAGCAGUGGGCCGAGUGCCUUGAGUCGAUGAAGAACAAGAGUGCCAUCAAGGCGGCAAUUGUGUUCGACUAG
Messenger RNA from Rhinocladiella mackenziei CBS 650.93, 1041 nucleotides. RefSeq names its product chlorophyll synthesis pathway protein BchC. The transcript is spliced from 5 exons. The record is from RefSeq and is a predicted model, not a curated record. NCBI's taxonomy places the organism in Eukaryota, Fungi, Ascomycota, Eurotiomycetes, Chaetothyriales, Herpotrichiellaceae. Gene Ontology annotation, molecular function: zinc ion binding; oxidoreductase activity. Bases 1 to 1041 code for a protein of 346 amino acids.